CUAGCCGGCACGCGCAGGCGCACAAGUUCAUGGGCGCUUGGAUCUUGAGUCGGCUUCCGGUCUCCAGUCCUCUCUUCGGAUCCUUUUCACCCGAGUGGGAUCCGCCCCCGGGAGCGGGUGGCAGGCAACAUGGAAAAAGCUAAAGAUGAUGAACAGAGCCCAAGUGAGGCAUCUCCUCCAGCCCAGGCAGGGCCUGAACCUAUCCCUGGGGCAGCGUCUGGGGAGGAGGGCCAGCUGCUGUAUCACGAGGAGACCAUUGAUCUCGGUGGAGACGAGUCUGGAUCCGACGAAAAGGAGCCCUUGUCCGAAGACUCUCGCCGCUUCGUAGAUAAGCUGAACGAGCACAUGAUGGAGAGCGUGCUCAUCUCCGACUCUCCCAACAACAGUGAGGGUGACGUGAGUGACCUUGGCUGUCUGCAGGAUGUUGCCGAGCCCCCAGGAGGCGCCACUGAUGGCAGGCUGCCCAACGCCACAGACAGAGAAGGGGUGGACACUCUGAGCAAUGGCAGUGAAACCGAUGGAGAUGAUACACCCAGAGACGUUUCAGACAUGACACCCGAUAGCAGAGCAUCUCUGAAAGAAGACUCAAUGCGGGAAGAUGUGCCGAGCAUGCCUGCGCUGGAGAACGCUGGCAGGGAGGAUGUAGGGCCCAGGGAUGGCCAAGCUCACCCAGAGGAGCAGAUCUCAGAAGCAUCAUCCAGUCUGUCCUCCUCCAAAGACGAGCCCGUACCUGUCUGCACCAUCUUCAGCCAGGCCACCUCCACUCCCUCCCAGCCGCACUUGUUUCUGCAGGAUGGCUUCGAAUCCCAGAUGGUGAAAUCUCCAAGUUUCAGUAGCGCCAGUGAGACAUCAGCCAAGACCCCUCCUCCGAUGGUCCAGCCCAGUCCCAGCCUGAGUACAUUUUUUGGAGAUGGUGUGAGCUCCAAUUCCUUGGCCUCUGACUUCUUUGACUCCUUCACAACUUCUACUUUCAUUUCGGUCAGUAAUCCCAACGCAGGCUCCCCAGUUCCAGAAAGGCUAUCUUCACUCGCUGCCCCUGUGGGAGAAAAGUCGCCAGAAUCCACCAGCCCCUCUUACUCUACGAGGGUGGAAAGAUCGGAAUCAGGUGUUUCCCCGGCACCUCUGGAGUCUGAGUCUCCAAAGCCAUUCUCACAGAUCCAGGCUGUGUUUGCCGGCAAUGAUGACCCCUUCGCCACAGCCCUGAGCAUGAGUGAGAUGGACCGGAGAAAUGAUGCAUGGCUCCCCAGCCUGGAGACCAGAGAGGUCCUGAUGAAGGUGGCGACCCAGCAGUAUGGCACCGUGUUCAUAGACAAGGAGAACCUCACCAUGCCUGGCCUCAAGUUUGACAACAUUCAGGGAGAUGCAGUUAAGGACCUGAUGCUUCGCUUCCUGGGUGAGAAGGCUGCAGCGAGGAGACAGGUGUUAACCGCCAGCUCCGUGGAACAGUCUUUCGUGGGCCUGAAGCAGCUCAUUAGCUGCAGGAACUGGAGGGCAGCGGUCGACCUGUGCGGACGUCUGCUCACCGCCCACGGACAAGGCUAUGGCAAGAGUGGGCUGCCCACCAGCCACACCACGGACUCCUUGCAGCUCUGGUUUGUGAGGCUGGCACUGCUGGUGAAGUUGGGCCUUUUCCAGAAUGCUGCGAUAGAAUUUGAACCCUUCGGAACUCUGGACCAGCCAGACCUAUACUAUGAAUAUUACCCACACGUGUACCCGGGACGCAGAGGCUCUAUGGUCCCCUUUUCGAUGCGCAUUCUGCAUGCAGAACUGCAGCAGUAUCUGGAGAACCCACAGGAGUCCUUGGACCGACUACAUAGGGUCAAGAUGGUCUGCAGUAAGAUCCUGGCCAACUUGGAACAAGGCUUAGCUGAAGACGGUGGCCUGAGCAAUGUCUCCCAGGAGAGCAGACAAGCCUCUGUUCAGCUGUGGAGGUCACGACUGGGCCGUGUGCUGUAUUCCAUGGCAAACUGUCUGCUCCUGAUGAAGGACUAUGUGCUGGCCGUCGACGCUUACCGCGCAGUGAUCAAGUACUACCCAGAGCAGGAGCCGCAGCUGCUGAGUGGCAUUGGCCGUAUCCUCCUCCAGAUUGGAGACAUAAAAACAGCUGAAAAGUAUUUUCAAGACGUUGAGAAAGUGACGCAGAAGUUGGAUGGACUACAGGGUAAAAUAAUGGUUUUAAUGAACAGAGCCUUUCUGUACCUCGGCCAGAAUAACUUUGCAGAAGCUCACAAGUUCUUCACAGAGAUCUUGAAGAUGGACCCAACAAACGCAGUGGCCAACAACAAUGCUGCUGUGUGUCUGCUUUACCUGGGCAAGCUUAAGGACUCGCUGCGGCAGCUGGAGGCCAUGGUGCAGCAGGAUCCCAAGCACUACCUGCAUGAGAGUGUGCUCUUCAACCUGACCACCAUGUAUGAGCUGGAGUCCUCAAGGAGCAUGCAGAAGAAGCAGAGCCUGCUUGAGGCCGUCGCCAGCAAAGAAGGGGACAGCUUCAACACACAGUGCCUCAAGCUGGCCUAGUUCCCAACCAGGUCUCUGUACCCAGCAGACACUCGAGCAGAUGGAUCAGUAAACGCAUGUGAUGGGUGGGUAGGAGCCUGCCUUGAGCUGGGGCUCCUCGCACACCCACCGUCCUGCCUACCGUGCAGUUCCUACAGUACUGCCUGUUGACGAAGGUGGACUCUGUGAUAGCAUUUCAGGGGCAGGAAACACAAUACACUGUGGGUUCCUUUGGUUUAUUCCUGGAAGUUAACCUGCUCAUGUAUCACUUCUGAAUACUCACAGAAUGUAUAUAUUACAUAUGUACAGAUGUAUAUUAGUGCCUGUUCUCACUGUAGGCCUAAAUGAUUACAGUUGUCUUCCUUCCACACAUCCCAAGCCGAAGCAUCCCUUUGCUCACUUCUGGCCUGACAAGCCACCCUGGAUGGCCUGGGAUGGGUUGCGAGCCAUCAGCAUACUCAGAACACAGCGGGGACAAGAACCAUCUCAGGCCAGGCGUAGCGUCUAUGCAUCCCUGUGUGCCUGGAAGUCAGGACGUGUGCUUAACGCUUGUCUACUUUUUCCACUUUGAGAAAUGUAAAGCACCUGGAAACAGCUUUGGGUACCCAGCUUUCCCCAUUCAUGGGAAAACACUCGCUUUAAAAGCAGAGUACACAACCUUGGGGUGCAACAGAACACAACUUCGGCCUAGUUCCAGCUCAGCUCCAUAAACAGAAUGUCUGUGGGACAAAGCAAA
Molecule: messenger RNA, 3232 nt
Organism: Chionomys nivalis (European snow vole)
Lineage: Eukaryota; Metazoa; Chordata; Mammalia; Rodentia; Cricetidae
Gene: Trappc12
Product: trafficking protein particle complex subunit 12
Exons: 12
Coding region: 130-2517 (795 amino acids)
Cellular component (GO): TRAPP complex; Golgi apparatus
Molecular function (GO): protein binding
Source: RefSeq, a predicted model, not a curated record